Messenger RNA from Cutaneotrichosporon oleaginosum, 855 nucleotides. RefSeq lists its product as uncharacterized. The record is from RefSeq and is a predicted model, not a curated record. Lineage: Eukaryota; Fungi; Basidiomycota; Tremellomycetes; Trichosporonales; Trichosporonaceae.
AUGGCCUCCUGCCAAUACAUCGACUCCGUAGUCCUCUUUGGCGACAGCAUCACGCAGGCGUGGAGCGACGGCUCCCUCGCCCAACGCAUGAGCGAGUACUACCUGCGGCGGCUGGACGUGGUGAACCGCGGCUUCGGGGGCUACAACACGGACAACGCGCUGUCGGCGUUCGAGAGCGUGUGGGCGACGCGGGCGGAGCGCGAAGCCGGGUGCGCGCAGCCCGCGCGCCUCAUCACCAUCUGGUUCGGGGCGAACGACGCCGUCGUCGAAGGCGGGUGGCAGCACGUGCCACUCGACCGCUUCCGCGCCAACCUCGAGACGCUGGUCGAGCGCGUCCGCUCGCCCCACUCCAAAUGGUACUCGCCGCAGACGCGCGUCGUGCUCGUGUCGUGCCCGCCCGUUGUGACGGCCGACCGGCAUGCGGCGCAGAUGGCCAAGUGGCGCGAGUUUGGGAGCAAGGGUGCCGCGCCGUGGCCGGAUCGCGAUCCGGCGACGACGAAGAAGUACGCUAUGGCCACCGUCGAGCUCGGCAAGACGCUGGGCGUGCCCGUGCUCGAUGUGUACCACGGUAUUUGUGAGGCGGCGGGGAGCGAGAAGCAGGAGGAUCUCGCCCGGUUCUUGUACGACGGACUGCAUCUGAACUCGGAGGGGUAUGCGGUCGUGUUUGAGGGCCUCAAGCGCUUGAUUCUGCGCGAGUGGCCGGAGAUGGACCCCGAGUCGCUUCCCAUGCCCAUGCCAUACUGGGCGGACAUUGACAAAGCCGACCCCGAGGCCUCGUUCAAGACGGCCCUUGCGGAGGCCAGGGCGUACGAGGGCAAAGUGGGCAAGGACGAGCGCAAGAGGGAGGAGCUGUAG